Molecule: messenger RNA, 1224 nt
Organism: Diutina rugosa
Lineage: Eukaryota; Fungi; Ascomycota; Pichiomycetes; Serinales; Debaryomycetaceae
Product: alkene reductase
Exons: 1
Coding region: 1-1224 (407 amino acids)
Molecular function (GO): NADPH dehydrogenase activity; FMN binding
Source: RefSeq, a predicted model, not a curated record
AUGACUGUUGACAAAAUCAAUGCCCUUGGCAAGACCAAGCUUUUUAAGCCGCUCCAAGUGGGCGCCAACCAAUUGGCUCAUCGGGUUGCCUACGCUCCCACCACCAGAUUCCGGGCCCAGACCAACCACGUGCCCUCUGAUUUGCAAGUGCAAUACUACGACGACAGACUGAAGACCCCCGGGACUUUGCUUGUCACUGAGGCUACGGUAGUCUCGGCGCAAGCCGGGGGUUACCCGAUUGUCCCCGGGAUCUGGAGUGAAGAACAGCUGAAGGCGUGGAAGGCAGUGGUGGACAGAGUGCACGCCAACAAGUCGUUUAUCGCUGCUCAGUUGUGGAAUUUGGGUCGUACUGCUUACCCCAAGUUUCUUAAAGCUCAGGGGCUCGAUUACGUGUCGGCGUCGGAAGUGUACGACACUGAAGAACGUAGAAAGGCGGCUGAAGACGCCGAGAACCCCUUGAGAGCUUUGACCACUGAAGAAGUGGACCAGCUUAUUGAUGAAGUGUACCCUAACGCUGCUAAGCAAGCGAUGGACGCUGGUUUCGACUACGUCGAAUUGCACGGCGCUCACGGCUACUUGUUGGACCAGUUUUUGCAACCCACCACCAACAAGCGCACCGAUAAGUAUGGUGGAUCAAUUGAGAACAGAGCCCGCCUUAUUCUCGCCAUCAUUGACAAGUUGGGUGAACAAAUUGGCUACGAAAAGAUUGCCAUCAGACUUUCUCCCUGGGCUCAAUUUGAAGGUAUGAAGGGUAAGGACGCCGAGGUGCACCCCAUUGCCACUUUCGGCUACUUGCUUUCGGAAUUCCAAAGACGCGCUGAUGUCGGUAAGAAGCUUGCCUACGUCUCCGUAGUGGACCCCCGGGUGGCUACCAUGGCCGAUAGAACCGUCAACGUUGCCGAGGAGAAUAACGACUUUGUCCCCUUGAUCUGGAAGGGCCCCAUCAUGAAGGCGGGCAACUACACUUACGAUGCUCCCGAGUUCACCUCGCUUUUGCAGGAUAUUGAAAACGACCGCACCAUGAUUGCCUUUUCUCGCUACUACACUUCCAACCCUGAUUUGGUGGAACGGUUGCGCGAUGGUGAGGCGUUGACUCCCUACGAACGUGAGUUCUUCUACACUUCCUACAACUGGGGCUACAACACGUUUAACAGAUUGGGUGAAACUAAGGAGUUUGACGAAGAAAAGGAAAAGGAACACGCCCCCCAACCCGUCAAGGCCUAA